This is a messenger RNA of Aureobasidium pullulans EXF-150, 2956 nucleotides long. Its product is annotated as dynamin GTPase. Gene Ontology annotation, cellular component: peroxisome; cytoplasm; microtubule. Gene Ontology annotation, molecular function: GTP binding; microtubule binding; GTPase activity. Gene Ontology annotation, biological process: mitochondrial fission; peroxisome fission. The record is from RefSeq and is a predicted model, not a curated record. The transcript is spliced from 4 exons. Bases 235 to 2658 code for a protein of 807 amino acids. Lineage: Eukaryota; Fungi; Ascomycota; Dothideomycetes; Dothideales; Saccotheciaceae.
CAGUCGCAAAAACAGCUACAUCGACCCCCUCAACUCGUAAAGUGUUGGUUUUCUAUCCUUGCGCUCAUUCUAUCAUCCCUCUGCCGGAUAUCCCCCUUUCGCAUCUUAGCUCUCGCUCUCGAGUAGCACUUUGCAGCCUCGCAUCAACACACGACUCGGUUGGCAGGCCAAACAAGCUUUCUCAAACACAGAGCCUCGUUCAGGACAGAACACACCAACACCACCACCACCACCAUGGCCUCUCUCGGUGAAGACUUGCUCGGAGUCGUCAACAAGCUCCAGGACCUCGUCUUCAACACGAUAGGAAAUGACUCGCUGGACUUGCCACAGAUUGUUGUUGUAGGUUCGCAAUCUUCAGGAAAGUCGUCGGUACUGGAAAACAUCGUCGGUCGCGACUUUCUUCCUCGAGGAAGCGGCAUCGUCACCCGUCGACCUCUUAUCCUGCAACUCAUCAACGUCCCCAGCAAUGCCGAUAGACCGGAGGGCGAUGAGAUCCACGUGCCACACACCCCAGCCUCUGUCGCUGGCCAAGACGAGUGGGGAGAGUUCAACCACAUUCCUGGCCGUCGCUUCUACGACUUUGGCGAGGUCAAGAGAGAGAUUGAGAACGAGACUGCUAGAAUCGCUGGAAACAACAAGGGCAUCAACCGCCAGCCCAUCAACUUGAAGAUCUACUCGCCCCAUGUUCUUAGUUUGACUUUGGUCGAUCUGCCUGGUCUCACAAAGGUUCCGAUUGGCGACCAACCUGGUGAUAUUGAGAAGCAGACACGCAACCUGAUCACCGAGUACAUCGCAAAGCCCAACAGUAUCAUCCUCGCAGUGUCUCCCGCAAACGUCGAUCUGGUGAACUCGGAAGCUCUCAAGCUGGCCCGCCAUGUCGACCCUAUGGGAAGACGCACAAUCGGUGUCCUGACAAAGCUGGAUUUGAUGGACCACGGUACCAACGCUAUGGACAUUCUCUCAGGUCGUGUAUACCCUCUGAAGCUGGGCUUUAUUGGUGUCGUCAACCGUUCGCAGCAAGAUAUCCAGGGCAACAAGUUGCUCUCUGAUGCCCUCUCUGCUGAGAGAGACUUCUUCCGCACUCACCCCGCCUACCGCAACAUGGCCACUCGCUGCGGUACUCAAUACCUGGCAAAAAGCCUCAAUACUACCCUGAUGGGUCACAUCCGCGAACGCUUGCCCGAUAUCAAGGCCCGCUUGAACACCCUGAUGGGCCAGACGCAACAAGAGCUGGCCAGCUACGGAGACGUCGCUUUUGCUGGAAAGGAACACCGCGGCUCUCUGGUUUUGCAGCUCAUGACUCGUUUCGCUACUUCGUUCAUGUCAUCCAUUGACGGUACGUCUUCCGAGAUCUCGACCAAGGAACUCUGCGGUGGUGCCAGGAUUUACUACAUUUUCAACUCCGUCUUCGGCAACUCUCUGGAGACCAUUGAUCCUACAACGAACCUUUCUGUCCUCGAUAUUCGUACUGCCAUCCGUAACUCGACCGGUCCUCGUCCCAGUCUCUUCGUCCCCGAACUCGCAUUCGACCUUCUGGUGAAGCCUCAGAUCAAGCUGCUGGAGAUCCCCAGUCAACGUUGUGUUGAGUUGGUUUACGAGGAACUGAUCAAGAUCUGCCACAGCUGCGGCUCUUACGAAUUGUCAAGAUACCCACGUUUACAAGCGAAGCUGAUUGAGGUUGUCUCGGAUCUGCUAAGGGAGAGAUUGGGCCCAUGCUCGCACUACGUCGAGUCGCUCAUCUCUAUUCAGCGCGCAUAUAUCAAUACCAAUCACCCCAACUUCCUCGGCGCAGCAGCUGCUAUGAACUCGGUCAUCAACGACAAGCAGGAGAAGGAGAAGGCUAUUGCAGCCGCAGAAGAGAAGAGAAAGAAGGACGAGAAGCGCCAGAAAGCUCUCAGCGGUGCCAACGGUACUGGAGAGCCUGAGGACGAUCAAGAGAAUGACGCCGCUGCUGGAGGCAAGGCAGCAACACUCCCUAUUCGCAGCCACCUCAGCAAGGCCAGCCGUAGCAUGUCACCUGCUGUUGGUCGUGCUGGAAUGAGCACAAACGGUACAAGAGCUGGCUCACCGCCAAGAUUCGCAGGAGCAGGAGGCACUGCUAGAGACAGUUUCCUCAACUACUUCUUCGGCAAGGACGGUGGCCUGCCGCCGUCAAACGGUUUCUCUGGAAACCACAUGUCCCCUUCAAACAUGCCUGCUGGUAGCAGACAUGUUAGCGCAAACAUCGAGCCCAGUUUCGCAGGCAGCAUUCGCAGAGGCGACACCAGACUGCCCGAUCGUCCUGUAUCAUCGCACGUUUCUGUGCCCGGCGAGUACGACUCGGAAGAGGCAGACAGUGGCUACCCGCUAGCAGACGAAGGCCCGGCGCUCACUGAGCGAGAAGCACUCGAGACCGAACUGAUCCGUCGCUUGAUAUCAUCAUACUUCAACAUUGUACGAGAGACGAUUGCCGACCAAGUCCCCAAAGCAGUCAUGCACCUUUUGGUCAACCACUCCAAGGACGUUGUCCAGAACAGACUGGUCAGCGAGCUGUACAAGGAAGAAUUGUUCGGCGAACUCCUUUACGAAGACGACGCCAUCAAGAGCGAGCGCGAAAAGUGCGAGAAGUUGCUUUCCACCUACAAGGAAGCUGCCAAGAUUAUCGGAGAGGUCUUGUAAAGGGGGAAAUAAAUGAUGGGUGCAAAAAGAAUGCUUUUAUUACGAUCUCUACUUUCUCUUGUUUGAUUUUUUGUCCACCCUCUCUCUCCUUUUCGUUUUCCAGCUUGCGCGGUCUGGUUGUAUUGUAACUCUAGAGGGAGGCAAGGAAGGGAUAGGACAGAACAGACCUGUGUUUCCUUGUUUGACGGAGAUUUGAAACUCUGUCCAAGCUUUUUGUAUAACACGAAUUUGUACCAAAAAGACAUAAGUCUAUCAGCACAAACGCUAAUCGAGUAUAUGUGUAUCCUUCACAGGAGAC